CAACGGCCUGCCUUCUUCUCCGUGCGCGAGCUCGACAGUCCAAAGUAUAAAGAAGCGCGAGCGUUAUUAUCAGUGGAAAAAAGUAGAUUCUGUAGGACCUACCGCGCGCGGACAGAGGCAAGCUUUCUCCUAGCUAUCUGCCCCUUGUGAUACAAACCUACAUGUCCAUCAGGAUAAACGGACCUCUUUCCAACUUCAGGAGUAACCAUCUUAAAAUGGAGUGGGAAUUAUGGAUUUAAAGCAGAGAGGACUUGAAAUGGGUGGUCUGCUGGCAGAGCUGCUGCUCUGGAAUUGCCUGCUGAUGGCGGUUGAUGGCUCCCCCCUCCUUCUGUUUGCCAACCGACGAGAUGUGAGAUUGGUUGAUGGUGAAGGUGUGCAGGGCGAAUCAGCCAUAGUUGUCAGUGAACUUGAAGAUGCAGCUGCAGUGGACUUCCUGUUUGAUGAGAGCCUGAUCUUUUGGACUGACGUCAGUGAGGAGGCCAUCAAACAAACCCACUGGAAUCAGUCAUCCAACUCUCUUAAGGAGGCUCUGGGAACUGGCCAAGCAGUGGUCGUGUCUGGGCUGAACAGUCCUGAUGGGUUAGCCUGUGACUGGCUGGGGAAGAAGCUCUACUGGACAGACUCGGAGACCAAUCGGAUUGAAGUCGCCAAUCUGGACGGCACCUCCAGGAAAGUCCUAGUGUGGAUGGACUUGGACCAACCCAGGGCUAUUGCCCUUAAUCCUGGACAAAGAUACAUGUAUUGGACAGACUGGGGAGAGGAGCCUCGGAUAGAACGUGCUGGCAUGGAUGGCAGCAGCAGGAAAGUCAUAGUGAAUAAGAACAUACACUGGCCCAAUGGCCUCACCAUAGACCUGGUGGAGGAGAAGUUAUACUGGGCUGAUGCCAAGCUCAGCUUCAUUCACAGAGCCAACCUGGAUGGAUCUGCACGAGAAGCAGUGGUGGAGGGCACCCUGACCCAUCCUUUUGCACUAACAUUGUCUAAGGAGACGUUAUACUGGACUGACUGGCAGACUCGCUCCAUCCAUGCCUGCAACAAACACAGUGGAGACAAAACCAGAGAGAUCCUCAGUGGGAUUUAUUCUCCAAUGGACAUCCAGGUUCUGGAGCCUUAUCGACAACCUUACAUUCAGACUCCGUGCAGCAACGAUAACGGAGGCUGCAGUCACCUCUGCCUGCUCUCUCCGCUCCAGCCUUUCUACAGCUGCGCCUGUCCCACGGGAGUCCAGCUUAAAGCAGAUGGAAAGACAUGCAAGCCAGGUGCAGAGCAGGUUUUGCUGCUGGCUAGACGGACAGACCUGAGGAGAAUCUCACUUGAUCUGCCAGAUUUCACUGACAUAGUGCUGCAGGUUCAUGACAUUCGACAUGCUAUAGCUAUAGACUAUGACCCGGUUGAAGGUUUUGUCUACUGGACAGAUGAUGAAGUUCGGGCCAUACGACGAUCUUACAUUGAUGGCAGCAAUGCCACAAUACUGGUUAACAUGGACAUCAACCACCCAGAUGGUAUUGCUGUUGACUGGGUGGCCAGAAACCUUUACUGGACUGACACUGGCACUGAUCGGAUUGAGGUUACCAGACUAAAUGGAACAUCACGAAAAAUUUUGAUUUCGGAGGACCUGGAGGAACCCAGAGCCAUUGUUCUGGAUCCUGUUAAUGGUUUUAUGUACUGGACUGAUUGGGGUCAGCAUCCUAAGAUCGAGAGAGCAAACCUGGAUGGAACAGCUCGGGUGGUCCUGCUCAACAGCUCUCUUGGCUGGCCCAAUGGAUUAGCCAUAGACUACACAGCAGGGAAGCUUUACUGGGGAGAUGCUAAAACUGACAAGAUAGAGGUGAUCAACGUGGACGGCAGUAACAGGCAGACUCUGCUGGAGGACAAGCUGCCUCAUAUCUUUGGCUUUACUCUGCUGGGUGAAUACAUCUACUGGACCGACUGGCAGAGCCGCAGCAUCGAGAGGAUCCACAAGGCCACUGCCGUGCGAGAGAUCAUCAUCGAUCAGCUGCCAGAUUUAAUGGGCUUAAAGGCUACCAAAGUCACAGAGACCAAUGGUACAAACGGCUGUGCAGAGAAUAAUGGUGGGUGCAGCCAUCUGUGUUUUUGGUGUGAGCAGGCGGUCCGCUGUGCUUGUCCCAUGGGCCUGGAGCUCCUCUCAGACCUCCAGACCUGCGUGGUGCCAGAGGCCUUCCUGCUGUUUACCAACAGGGACAGCAUCAGGAGCAUCUCUUUGGGCACGAACAGCAAUGAUGUGGCCAUCCCUCUGACAGGAGUCAAAGAGGCCUCGGCUCUUGAUUUUGAUGUUUCAGAAAGGAGAAUUUACUGGACAGACAUACAGGCCAAGACCAUCAGCAGAGCAUACAUGAACGGCAGCUCCGUGGAACACGUCAUAGAGUUUGGACUUGACUACCCUGAAGGCAUGGCCAUUGACUGGAUGGGUCGUAACAUCUACUGGGCGGAUACUGGCACUAACCGCAUUGAGGUGGCCCGCUUGGACGGCCAGUACAGACAAGUUUUGGUCUGUAAAGACCUGGAUAACCCACGCCUGCUGGAUAACCCACGAUCUCUAGCUCUGGAUCCUGCCAAUGGCUACAUGUACUGGACAGAGUGGGGUGGUCGCCCCCGCAUAGCCAGAGCCUACAUGGACGGCAGCACCAUCAGUACGUUAGUGGAUAAGGUGGGCCGUGCCAAUGGACUGACUAUUGAUUAUGUGGAGCAUCGACUCUACUGGACUGAUUUGGACACGUGUAUGAUUGAAAGCACCAAUAUGCAAGGCCUUCAGAGGGAGAUUAUCGUGGAUGACCUUCCUCACCCCUUCGGACUCACUCUGUAUAGGGACUUCAUAUACUGGACAGAUUUCAACUUGCGCAGCAUUGAACGGGCUGACAAACGCAACGGGCUGAACCGCACCGUUGUCCUGCAGGGUCAGCUGGAGCUGAUGCUGGACAUCCUGGUGUUCCACUCCUCCCGUCAGGAUGGAACCAAUGAAUGCUCACAGAACAAUGGGAACUGUGGCCAUCUCUGCCUGGCCACUCCUGCUGGGGCUCAGUGCCGCUGCGCCUUCCACUACACCCUCAACCCUGAUGGGAGAAACUGUAGCUCUCCUUCAAGUUUCUUGCUCUUUAGCCAGAGGGCCAGCAUUAGCAGGAUGGUGUUAGGAGACCAGAGUCCAGACAUAAUCCUUCCCAUUCAUGUUACGAGGAACGUCCGAGCUGUGAGCUACGAGCCGCUGGAGCACCUGGUCUAUUGGCUGGAUGGACGGCAGAACAUACGAAGGGCCAGAGAUGAUGGCACCAUGUCUUCAAUCAUAGUUAGCAGUCCUGCUCAACAAGUGGACAACCAGCUUCAUGACCUGAGCCUUGACCCCUACAGUCGCCACAUUUACUGGACCUGUGAGAUCACCAACACCAUCACAGUUCAGAAGAUGGAUGGUCGCAUCGUCGGUGUGGUUGUCAAGGAUGAUACUGAUAAGCCAAGAGCCAUCGUGGUCAAUGCAGAAAAAGGGUACAUGUACUUCACUACUGUACAGGAGCAUUCUGCUAAGAUUGAAGGAGCGAGUCUGGAUGGAACAGAGAGAGAGUCCUUGUUCUCCACUGGUCUGAUUAGACCUGUAGCCCUGGCUCUAGACAACAAGCUGGGAAAGCUGUUCUGGGUUGAUGCUGACCUCAAACGCAUCGAGAGCAGCGACCUGACAGGGGCCAAUCGCAUUGUCCUGCAGGAUUCCAACAUCCUCCAGCCGAUGGGACUGACAGUUCUGGGGGAUCAUCUCUACUGGAUUGACCGGCAGCAGCAGAUGAUCGAAAGGGUAGAUAAACUGACUGGAGAGUUCCGCACACGCAUUCAGGGACGGAUAUCAUACCUGACAUCUAUCCACGCAGCAUGGGAGAUGGACCCAUCAGAGUUUGCAUCCCACCCUUGUUCCCGAGGCAAUGGAGGCUGUUCUCACAUCUGCAUUGCAAAGGGUGAUGGAACAUCAACCUGUUCCUGUCCCAUGCAUCUGGUUUUACUGCAAGACCUGCUGCAUUGUGGAGGUAAACCUCACACCACCACAGCAGUACUGAAGGACAAAACAAGUACUGGUGUUAAGAGAAAAUAUGGAGAGAAAUAUUGGCCAUACUGAGGAAAUCCACUGUUA
Poecilia latipinna (sailfin molly) is the source of this 4126-nucleotide messenger RNA. RefSeq names its product low-density lipoprotein receptor-related protein 5-like. Bases 230 to 4111 code for a protein of 1293 amino acids. The transcript has 23 exons. The record is from RefSeq and is a predicted model, not a curated record. Gene Ontology annotation, biological process: nervous system development. Lineage: Eukaryota; Metazoa; Chordata; Actinopteri; Cyprinodontiformes; Poeciliidae.